CAUCAUAUUAAAGGCCUUGAAACUUGCAUGUCUUUUCUCUCAAAUACAUUUACCAAUAAUUUGUCAUAUUUUCCCUUCAAAAGUAAAAAAAAUAUUUAGUAGAGGGUAACUAAUUAAGCUAAAAGCUUGUUUCACUUUUCUCUUUUUUUUGUUCACAAAAUUUGUUACAAGAUGACGAUGGAAGCUGUGGCAGAAACCGUGGUGGCACCCCAACCAACAAAAAAUAACACUGAAUCACCGAAGAAGAAUAAUAGGAUUCAAGUGUCCAAUACAAAGAAGCCUCUCUUCUUCUAUGUUAAUCUUGCCAAGAGGUACAUUCAGCAGCAUAACGAGGUUGAACUAUCUGCCCUUGGCAUGGCAAUCACCACUGUUGUUACUGUGGCUGAGAUUCUGAAGAACAAUGGCUUUGCAACUGAGAAAAAGGUUUUAACAUCAACAGUUGGAAUGAAAGACGAAACGAAAGGGCGCAUGGUCCAGAAAGCCAGGGUAAAAAUCAAACACAAUUCCUGCAAUUUUUCUCUACAAAUCAUAUAAACUAAUUAAUUACUCAGUACUAUCAAUGAACAAGUUUAACAAUCCUUUAAGUACUUACUUUAUCAGAUCGAGAUCGUGCUGGAAAAAACCGAGAAAUUCGACAACUUAAUGGCACCGAAGAACACUAAAGCUGCAGCACAAGAAACGGAAGCAGAAGAAGCACCAAAGAAGAAUGAGGAAAGCAAGCAGUAGUGGCAUUUCUUUGCAUCAAAACUCAUACAUACUGUAUCUCAGUCUGGGUAUAUGAGGAUAUAUAUUAUUAUACUUUCAAGUUCUGCUAUUAUAUAUUUUACUUACUAUAACAGAUAAAAGAUAUAUACAUAUAUUUAUCGAGUGCAACCCCCCCCCCCACCCCCACCACCCAUGCACUGCCGGGGAUGUGUGGCGAUGGCAAGGCUGUAGGUUUGCCCUUAUUAGUUUUUGUAUCAUUUUUCUUGCAGUUUCUUUUCCAGACUUGUAUCUCUUUCCAAGAUGCAGCACAUAUAUGAUAUCGUGUUUGUUUUUGUGCAAGUAGAAAUUCUUAGUAUUUUCUUUCAUAUCCAACUUCCCUCCAAUCCCUUCUUGCUUUAAUUUCUUUGCUUUUCUUUGGUCAAAAUUUUUUUUCAUAUGGAGGGAGUAUGUAGUAAUUUUCGCAAUGUAAUUAGAUUAUUAAGAGAAUAAGUGCACGAAAAGAAGCCAACCCUUAGGGUCCGUUUGG
Cuscuta campestris is the source of this 1231-nucleotide messenger RNA. The record is from the annotation of a GenBank genome assembly. Lineage: Eukaryota; Viridiplantae; Streptophyta; Magnoliopsida; Solanales; Convolvulaceae.